CCUUCAUCUCCCAUAUCUCUCUCUCUCUCUCUCUCUCUCUCUCUUCAUCCCACAUCCCUUUAAUCUUCAUUGCACCUCCCGCAAUGAACACUUCAGCCCACAUCAUCCCCUCUCCGUCGACCGCCUCCCUCCGCCCUCCAACAACCAACCUACCUCUGUCAACAAUCAACGCCUUCAACGGCUUACCACUAUUUCCUUCAUCGACCACCACUACGACAACCUAAUAUCUCCGCUCUCUCACUUCUUCCAAAACCCUUCCAUCUCUCCACUGUCACCGGCGUCGGAAGCCUAACGCUCGACAUUUCGCCGGAGAUCCAUUCAAUUUAGUAAAAAAAGGAGAAAUCAAAACGAAAUGGUGUGCUUCUGCUUUUUGGUUGACCAAACUCGUCAAGUGAGACGGUGCAAGCCUGUGGCGGGGCUUUGUUCUAGGUGCGGCGGCGGAGCUAGUGUCGCAGAUAUGAAGACCGCCACCAGGUUUUGCUAUGUUCCGUUCUACUGGAAAUCGUGGAAAGCUAUUAUGUGUACUUUCUGUGGCGCCAUUCUUAAAACUUACUAGUGAUUUGAUCGAUUAGGACUAGAAUUUACUGAGGAAAUGAUUAUUUGUUGAGAUCGAAGCUCUUCUAAUCUAAUAUCUCUAGAAGUUUAUGAAGCCUAUUUGUUGAAUUUAGUGAGAUCGGGUCUCGCUUCAGUAGCAGAAGAAACAACUCUCAGCCCAAGCUAUUCAAAAUAAGGCAAAAGUAACCAGUAACCUUGAUUUUGAAAUCAAAUAGAAAAACUUGUAUCUUUAUACAUCCCGCCUAUACACCCGAUCAAUCAACAAAUAUCACUUUCAGUCGCAGAUCCAGCUAAAUCAAUCAAUCCUUUAAGCUUUGUGCACAGAAAUGGAGAAGAUAUGCGUAGCAGUGAGAGUGAGGCCACCCGUGAAAUCAGACGAGGAUUCCAAUUCCAAUUCAAAUGGCAGUCACUGGAAGGUAGAUGACAACCGUAUUUCUCUGUAUAGGUCUCUAUCCGGCACUCCUCUUCCCCUGCUCUUUCUUAUACUUUUGACAAUUUCAGUAGUUGUGGAUUACUAUUACUAUGGGAAAUGGACAUCAUCUGUUAUGAAUCUGUUGGUGUAUAAUGUUUUAGGAGGUGGAGAGAGUCAUUUAUAUGGAACUGAAGGGCCUUUAUUUUACUUGAAGAAUGGAUUUAAUAACUUCAAUUUUGCUCUUGUUUUUGCACUGAUGUUUGUGGUCCUUUUUCCAUUUACAAAGAAGAAAUAUGCCCCUGAUAUCGACUUGAUCCAAGGUUUCUAAUGCUUCCAUCAAAUGAGUGACGUGGGUCCACCACAAUUGAUGUUUCUGGCAUCAUGCACUGCGUUUGCUUAUGGACAAACAAGUAGUGGGAAAACGUUUACAAUGAAUGGGUUUGAGAAUGCUCCGGGAAUUAUUCACAGAGAUGUCAAAGAUAUUUUUGCCAAGAUUGGCAUGAUUUGGAAGAAAUUGUGGUGAAUAUUAAAGAUGUGAAAAAUGAUAAAUUGAAGAAAAUAAGGAAAUAUUGACACGAAGACAUGAAAACACUUUGUAAUUUGUAGCAUUUUUUAUUUUUUAUAUUUUAUUUUGUAUCGAAUAAAA
Messenger RNA from Lactuca virosa, 1613 nucleotides. The record is from the annotation of a GenBank genome assembly. Lineage: Eukaryota; Viridiplantae; Streptophyta; Magnoliopsida; Asterales; Asteraceae.